Molecule: messenger RNA, 402 nt
Organism: Strongylus vulgaris
Lineage: Eukaryota; Metazoa; Nematoda; Chromadorea; Rhabditida; Strongylidae
Source: the annotation of a GenBank genome assembly
AUGAAUGACGGACUUUUAGACCUCACCUUUGGCUGCAACAGAAACUACACAGAAGAAUUUGAACAAGAUAAGCACUAUGGUCUGGUGUCAUAUAGCGUAGAAAACGAAGAGGACGCAAUCCGCAAGGAACUCAUGACGUAUGGCCCCAUCGAAGUAGCUUUUAAAGUGUACACGGAUUUUUUCCACUACAAAAGGGGUAUUUACAAGCACACUGCGGGUUUCUUUGCUGGAGGACACGCCGUAAAGCUCAUUGGCUGGGGGAAGGAGAAAAAAACUCCUUAUUGGCUAAUUGCUAAUUCUUGGGGAGAAGACUGGGGUGAGAAAGGACUUUUCAAAAUUGUCCGCGGCACGAACGAAUGUGGUAUUGAAGGAUAUGCUGUGGCAGGAAUACCCAAAAUUUAG